Messenger RNA from Entelurus aequoreus (snake pipefish), 4820 nucleotides. RefSeq names its product oocyte zinc finger protein XlCOF6-like. Gene Ontology annotation, molecular function: RNA polymerase II cis-regulatory region sequence-specific DNA binding; DNA-binding transcription factor activity. Gene Ontology annotation, cellular component: nucleus. The transcript has 4 exons. Bases 595 to 3408 code for a protein of 937 amino acids. The record is from RefSeq and is a predicted model, not a curated record. Lineage: Eukaryota; Metazoa; Chordata; Actinopteri; Syngnathiformes; Syngnathidae. Gene Ontology annotation, biological process: regulation of transcription by RNA polymerase II.
UCGCCUAUUUCUUUCUCCGGGGAAACUUUCGGCUGCCCUUCCUGCGACCACAAAGAGCGGUCCUAGUGCCCUCUACAUGGUCCUAGUGCCUCCAUGUACCAUGUACCCUAACCGCCAUUAAACAAAAAAAAAAAGAAGAACGACGAAGCCAACUUGGAAGUGGUCCAUUGAAAGGUUGCUAGCGCGACCUCCUGUACUGUAGAAUGUAGUAUGGACCAUAGGACAGGACGAAGAAGUCCCGUUAAGAAGCUGUGGAGGCCUAGGAUGCUCUACUAGUCUGCUGGAAAUCCAAAGAAGACGAAGGAGUAAAAAGCAAAAUGGCGUUUCACAGAGAAGGCCUAAACGUGGCCACUGGCCAUUAUUGUUUCUCUAUUUGUAUUUAGUGCAUACAUGUACGCAUAUAUGUCGUGUAGUAGAUGAAACAUUGUUUGUCAUUGUUUGUAUCCGGAUACAUUAGUCUGAGCGCACUUUAUGUGCUAGCUUAGCUUGCUAGUUAGCUUAGCUUGUUAGCUGCUAACAAAGAGACGCGGACGUUAUCAAUACAUCGCUAAGUAGAGAUCAAAUGUGAGUGUAAAGUGUUGUGAUUGUGUGAAAAUGUGCGAAAGAACGAUAGCAAAGUAUGAGGAGGAACUUUGUCCAACAAAAGAGGAGAAGGAGCGACAACAUCAACUUAUGGACGCUCAAGUUGUGUUACACAGAACAGAUGUCCAGCAGCCCCCUCACAUUAAAGAAGAAGAGGAGGAUCCACAGCCACCCCACAUUAAAGAGGAAGAGGAGGAUCCACAGUAUCCCCACAUUAAAGAGGAAGAGGAGGAAGUGUGGAUCACUCAAGAGGGAGAGUGUCUUCUCGGGCAGGAGGAGGAUGAUGUCACCAAGUUUCCACUGACUGUUGUCUCUGUGAAGACUGAAGAGCAUGAAGACAAACCACCUGAGUCCUCACAGCUUCAUCACAGUCCAAACGUCCAGCAGCCCCCCCACAUUAAAGAGGAAGAGGAGGAUCCACAGCCCACCCACAUUAAAGAGGAAGAGGAGGAAGUGUGGAUCACUCAGGAGGGAGAGUGUCUUCUAGGGCAGGAGGAGGAUGAUGUCACCAAGUUUCCACUGACUGUUGUCUCUGUGAAGACUGAAGAGCAUGAAGACAAACCACCUGAGUCCUCACAGCUUCAUCACAGUCCAAACGUCUGUGAAGAACAGCUUCUGCCUGAAAAACAGGAGUUUAGCUUCAGGAUGGUGAAGGAGGAUCCAUCAAAGAGGAAGACCAGGCGCCACGGAUCCUCUGGCGUCUCCUUUUCCUCUUUGACACAGACCCUUCCCUGUAAAAAGGAAGAGGAAAACUCACUGACACCCCACAUUAAAGAGGAAGAAGAGGAAUACAGCAUCAGUCAGGAGGGAGAGCAUAAUGAAGGACUGGUGGAGUUCCCAGUGAUUGGUGUCCCUGUGAAGAGUGAAGAUGAUGAGGUCAAAGGUGAAAGUGAAGAGAAGAGAGAGGCGGAGCCUCCAAGCAGCAGCUCAACACAACACAUGACAACAGAAGCUGAUGGAGACCACUGUGGAGGAUCACAAGCAGACAAGCUCUUAGCUCCACUAUCAGAUAGUGAGGACACAACGUCACACUCUCCUGACACUGAUGAUGAACACUCUAAAGAUGAUAAGACAUGUCACACUGACAACACUCACUUGAAAUGUUCUCACUGUGACAACACCUUUAAAUUUUAUUGGCAUCUGAAAAGACACAUGAAAACACUCACCGGAGAAAAACCUUUUAUCUGUUCAAUAUGUGGUAAAGGUUUUGUGGAAAGUCAGGGUUUGAAAAAUCACACAGUAUUACACACUGGAGAAAAAUCUUGUAUAUGUUUAAUCUGUAGUAAAGGUUUUGUAGAAAGUCGCUAUUUGAAAGUACACAUGAGAACACACACUGGUGAAAAACCUUUUAUCUGUUCAAUCUGUGGUAAAGGUUUUGUACAAAGUAACCAUUUGAAAAGACACACGAGAACACACACUGGUGAAAAACCUUUUUCCUGUUCAAUCUGUAGUAAAGGUUUUGUACAAAGUAACCAUUUGAAAAGACACACGAGAACACACACUGGUGAAAAACCUUUUUCCUGUUCAAUCUGUAGUAAAGGUUUUGUAGAAAGUCGCAAUUUGAAACUGCACAUGGGAACACACACUGGUGAAAAACCUUUUUCCUGUUCAAUCUGUAGUAAAGGUUUUGUAGAAAGUCGCAAUUUGAAAGUACACAUGGGAACACACACUGCUGAAAAACCUUUUUCCUGUUCAAUCUGUGGUAGAGGCUUUGCACAAAGUAACAAUUUGAAAAUACACAUGAGAACACACACUGGUGAAAAACCAUUUUCUUGCUCAAUCUGUGGCUUAUCGUUUACAAGGAAGGAACAUUUAAAAAAGCACAUGAGAACACACACUGGUGAAAAGCCUUUUUCAAGUUCUAUCUGUGGUAAAGGUUUUGUACAAAGUAACCAUUUGAAAAGACACAUGAGAGCGCACACCGGUGAAAAACCUUUUUCUUGUUCAAUCUGUAGUAAAGGUUUUGUAGAAAGUCGCAAUUUGAAAGUGCACAUGGGAACACACACUGGUGAAAAACCUUUUUCCUGUUCAAUCUGUAGUAAAGGUUUUGUAGAAAGUCGCAAUUUGAAAGUGCACAUGGGAACACACACUGGUGAAAAACCUUUUCCCUGUUCAAUCUGUAGUAAAGGCUUUGUACAAAGUAGCCAUUUGAAAAUACACAUGAGAACACACACUGGUGAAAAACCUUUUUCUUGUUCAAUCUGUGGCUUAUCGUUUACAAGGAAGGAACUUUUAAAAAAGCACAUGAGCGCACACACUGGUGAAAAACCUUUUUUCUGCUCAAUCUGUAGUAAAGGUUUUGUAGAAAGUCGCAAUUUGAAAGUACACAUGAGAACACACACUGGUGAAAAACCUUUUUCCUGUUCAAUCUGUAGUAAAGGUUUUGUAGAAAGUCGCAAUUUGAAAGUGCACAUGGGAACACACACUGGUGAAAAACCUUUUUCCUGUUCAAUCUGUAGUAAAGGUUUUGUAGAAAGUCGCAAUUUGAAAGUGCACAUGGGAACACACGCUGGUGAAAAACCUUUUUCCUGUUCAAUCUGUGGUAAAGGUUUUGUACAAAGUAACCAUUUGAAAAUACACAUGAGAACACACACUGGUGAAAACCCUUUUUCUUGUUCAAUCUGUGGCUUAUCGUUUACAAGGAAGGAACAUUUAAAAAAGCACAUGAGCGCACACACUGGUGAAAAACCUUUUUCCUGUUCAAUCUGUAGUAAAGGUUUUGUAGAAAGUCGCAAUUUGAAUGUACACAUGAGAACACACACACUGGUGAAAAACCUUUUUCCUGUUCAAUCUGUAGUAAAGGUUUUUUACAAAGUCGCAAUUUGAAAGUACACAUGAGAACACACACUGGUGAAAAACCUUUUAUCUGUUCAAUCUGUGAUAAAGGUCUUACAGAAAGUCAGAAUUUGAAAAGACACAUGCGAACACACACUGGUGAAAAAACUUUUUCUUGUUCAAUCUGUGGCUUAUCUUUUACAAGAAAGGAACAUUUGAAAGUGCACAUGAGAACACACACUAGUGAAACACCUUUUUCCUGUUGAAUCUGUGGUAAAGGUUUUACACAAACUCAGUGUUUGAAAAGACACAAGAGAAGACAUUGUUGAAAAAUCACAUUCUUGUUCAAUCUGCAACAGAAGCUUUUGUGAACGAUCAAACCUUGUAGCACACACAAGAACACACACGGGAGAGAAAAUGUUGAGUUGCAUUGUGUGUGGUGAAAGAUUCUCUUAAAAGUACCAGUGUAAGAAACACAAGUGUGCUGGUGAGAACAGCAGCAGCAAAUGAAACUGCAGGAUUUGAAAUGAACUGUCAAGACUUUAAUUUGGACUUUCUAACAACAUCAGCACAUAUAACAUGUGUGACAUUGUUGUUUGUGUAACAAUCUUUUAAUAUGCUUCUACAUUUAAAGAUUAUAUAUUUUAUAUUAGUGCUUUUUUCAGUCAAGUACAUGCAUUCAUUUGCAACAUUGUGUACUUUUAUUAAAAAAUGAAAAGAACAAUUUGACUGAAAAGGUGAGAGUAAACAGUACAAGACAUAUUUUACAUACAAUAAACAUUUUAUGUGUAUAUAUAUUCAUCAUACAAUUUUAGACUUAUUCAUAAUAGUGUUUUCUAUAGGUGUUUGAAAAUAUUACCUACUCAGUGGCCUAGUGGUUAGAGUGUCCGCCCUGAGAUCGGUAGGUUGUGAGUUCAAACCCUGGCUGAGUCAUACCAAAGAAUAUAAAAAUGGGACCCAUAACCUCCCUGCUUGGCACUCGGCAUCAAGGGUUGGAAUUGGGGGUUAAAUCACCAAAAAUGAUUACCGGGCGUGGCCACCGCUGCUGCCCACUGCUCCCCUUACCUCCCAGGGGGUGAUCAAGGGUGAUGGGUCAAAUGCAGAGAAUAAUUUCACCACACCUAGUGUGUGUGUGACAAUCAUUGGUACUUUAACUCUAACUUUAUUGAAGUAUUACAUAUUAUUUAUAAUUGUCAAUGAUCCCAUAGAUUAGCACCUUUAUAUGAUAUACAUAUGUACUGGUUCACAUCUGAAACAUCUUCUGGACCACUUCAGGAAACAUUAUUAUUUACUUUAUACAUCAUUUGAACAGUUGUCUUUUAUACAAUUUUAAAAUGUGUAACUAUGAAUCAUUUGUUGGGUCUCUAUAAUCCAUUUUAUUAAUCAUCUUUAUUACUCUCUUUUGUAAUAUCAUGAUUGUGUUGUGAUUGUUUUAUAUGUUUGUACUCAGACAUUUAUGCAAU